Messenger RNA from Phyllostomus hastatus (greater spear-nosed bat), 5106 nucleotides. It is a transcript of the gene POU6F1, whose product is annotated as POU class 6 homeobox 1. The coding region runs from base 399 to 2234 and encodes 611 amino acids. The transcript is spliced from 12 exons. Gene Ontology annotation, biological process: regulation of transcription by RNA polymerase II. Lineage: Eukaryota; Metazoa; Chordata; Mammalia; Chiroptera; Phyllostomidae. The record is from RefSeq and is a predicted model, not a curated record. Gene Ontology annotation, molecular function: DNA-binding transcription factor activity, RNA polymerase II-specific; RNA polymerase II cis-regulatory region sequence-specific DNA binding.
CGCUUCCCCGGCGUCCCGCCCCCGCCCCGCGCAGCCCGCGGAGUCCCCUCCGGCUCCGUCCCUCCCGGGCUGGGGGCCCGGGGGCGGCGGCGGGUCCCGACCGGUUCCUGGGCCGAGCCGAGCCGAGCCAAGCCGCACUGGCUUCUUUGUCUACAGGCGGCGGCCGCCCCGGGCCCCGGCCUCCCGGCCCGGGCUGUGAGAUGAAUCUCUAAUCGGUAGCCACCAGGCACCCGGGGCGAAGGCGGCUCGGGCUCGGGCUCGGGCUCCGAUUCUGACUCACAAGAUCUAUUUGGAGACCACUGCGUGACCCGGUACCAAGUGACAGAUUCACAGCAUUUGAUGUUCCAGAAGGAUGUGCUAGGUGUAGGCCGACCCCCACUCCGCCCUGACACGUGACCAUGGAUCCAGGAGCUGGUCCAGAGUCAUCUCUGACUGUCAACGAGCAGGUCAUCGUGAUGUCAGGCCAUGAGACUAUCCGUGUGCUGGAAGUUGGCGUGGAUGCCCAGAUCCCUGCUGAAGAGGAGGGCAAAGGACUGGAAGCUGUGGCCGCUGAGGGCUGCGAGAGCAGAGGCCCUGCUGAAGCCAAUGAACCUGCUGGUGAAGCUGGGCCAGACAACCCAGACUCCUCUGCAGAGGCAACUGUGAAGUCACUCCCAGCAAUCCCUUCAAGCCCUGUCCCCGCGGUCGCCACCUUCAGCCAAGCCCCAAGCCAGCCUCAGGCAUCGCAGACCCUGACGCCACUGGCUGUACAAGCUGCCCCCCAGGUCUUGACUCAGGAAAACUUAGCCACAGUUCUGACAGGAGUUAUGGUUCCAGCAGGGGCAGUUACUCAACCUCUUCUUAUCCCCAUCAGUAUUGCAGGUCAAGUGGCUGGUCAGCAGGGGCUGGCCGUGUGGACAAUUCCUACAGCAACCGUGGCUGCCCUCCCAGGACUGACCGCCGCUUCUCCUACGGGGGGAAUUUUCAAGCCACCUUUAGCCAGUCUCCAAGCAGCCGCCGUGCUGAACACCGCUCUCCCGGCACCUGUGCAAGCUGCCCCACCGGUACAGGCCUCCUCGCCUGCCCAGCCCCGGCCACCAGCUCAGCCCCAGACGCUGUUCCAGACCCCGCCGCUGCUGCAGACCACGCCUGCCAUUCUACCACAGCCCACUGCUGCCACCGCCGCUGCCCCCACCCCCAAGCCAGUGGACACACCCCAACAGAUCACCCUCCAGCCUGCGGGCUUUGCAUUUAGCCCGGGAAUCAUCAGUGCUGCAUCCCUCGGAGGACAGACCCAGAUCCUGGGCUCCCUCACUACAACUCCAGUCAUUGCCAACGCCAUUCCCAGCAUGCCAGGGAUCAGCAGUCAGAUCCUCACCAGUGCUCAGGGACAGGUUAUUGGAACACUCCCGUGGGUAGUGAACUCGGCCAGCGUGGCAGCCCCGGCACCAGCCCAAAGCCUGCAGGUCCAGGCUGUGACCCCCCAGCUGCUGUUGAAUGCCCAGGGCCAGGUGAUUGCAACCUUGGCCAGCAGCCCCCUGCCUCCGCCUGUGGCAGUCCGGAAGCCAAGCACGCCUGAGUCCCCUGCUAAGAGUGAGGUGCAGCCCAUCCAGCCUACGCCAGCUGUGCCCCCACCUGCUGUGGUCAUCGCUAGCCCAGCCCCAGUGGCCAAGCCAUCUGCCUCUGCCCCCAUCCCAAUUACCUGCUCGGAGACCCCCACUGUCAGCCAGCUGGUGUCCAAGCCCCAUACCCCGAGCCUGGAUGAGGACGGGAUCAACUUAGAAGAGAUCCGGGAGUUUGCCAAGAACUUUAAGAUUCGGCGGCUGUCCCUGGGCCUCACGCAGACCCAGGUGGGGCAGGCUCUGACUGCAACAGAAGGCCCGGCCUACAGCCAGUCAGCCAUCUGCCGGUUCGAGAAGCUGGACAUCACGCCGAAGAGUGCUCAGAAGCUGAAGCCCGUGCUGGAGAAGUGGCUGAAUGAAGCCGAGCUCCGGAACCAGGAAGGCCAGCAGAACCUGAUGGAGUUUGUGGGAGGGGAGCCCUCCAAGAAACGCAAACGCCGCACUUCCUUCACCCCCCAGGCCAUAGUGGCUCUCAAUGCCUACUUCGAGAAGAACCCACUGCCCACGGGCCAGGAAAUAACUGAGAUUGCCAAGGAGCUCAACUACGACCGGGAGGUCGUGCGGGUCUGGUUCUGCAAUCGGCGCCAGACACUCAAGAACACCAGCAAGCUGAACGUCUUUCAGAUCCCUUAGGGCUCAGCCCCCAGCCCUGUGUUCCAGCACUUUGUACUUGUCCCUUGGCACCCGGCUGCAGCCACGGCUGUGACAGCACCUGUCGUUCUGCUACAUGUGGCUGUGCUUGUCCUGGGUCUUGAGACUCCACCGUGUGCAUGUGUGUCAGUGGCCUCCCUCCCACCCCCCACAUAGUGCACACCACGGGGAGGCAGAGGAGCCUGCCGAGGGUGCCAGGCUCUGGCUGGUCAUGCUGAAGGAGGGAAUUGUGGUGUCACUUAAAUAAGCACUUUGCUAAUGUGGUUUUGGAAGAGUGAAUUCUGCCCCGUCUUUGGGGCAGGGCUGUAGCAGCCCCUAAGGACUGGCUAUUAGCUCUUGUUUUCGAUGGCAUUCUCUUUCCACCCUCUCUUCUCUCCUCCUCUGUGUAAGUGUGGCAGGUAUGGCGUGUCCACAGGACCACAGACUCACCCCCCUUUGCCUACAGGCACUCUGUCCCCUGAAAGAACCUAAGAGACACAAUUCUGAAAAGUGUGAUGUGCUGCUCAGAAGGUCAGACUUGGUGUCUACCUUGACCUCAAGGUCAGAAGGUUCCACAGCCUUGGGACCAGAACAUGGCACCUCCUCCCACCUCUCCCUGGUUCCUAUGGAGGAAAAUUGCACUAAAGAAGAACCUUUUUUUUUGUAAUCCAUGUUGGAAGGAAGCAACAGAGAGCUCUAGCUGUCCUGGAGUUGACCUGGAUCUGUGGUAGGUCAGGAAUUUAGUAAGUAAGGCCAUUCUUCCAGGUUUUAAUCUAAUCUCUGUCCAUGACCAUCUCCUCCCAGAACCGUUGCAGCCUGGAAAACCCGCGACCCCCGUAAGCAGACACUUUGGAGAAAAAUGAGGAAAGAUGUGCUGACUCUUUCUCUUGUCCUCACAUUAUUCCCCAACCCCGGAUCAGGGCCUUCUCAGAAGGCGCAAAUUCAACAGCAAACUGGGCAGCAAGGCCUGGGAGGAAGGCCAACAUCCAGAAAGGGCAGAUGGCAGCCCAGGAAGGUCUUUUGUGGAAGUCUAACUCUAACUUUCUUUGUCACUUUAAGCCUUGGAUACUGGGGGAGAAAUCUUGUUUUGUUCAGAGACUUAGACCCUGUGUUUGUGUGAGCAAUCCCUCCAGUGCUCCACUGAACCAAGAAGGCCCCUGGAGCAGGACAGCUUUUGCCCCCAGAGAGGGUAACCGUGGCACUUUGGGGGUUGGCAGCUCAUCUGGGCUCCUAACUGAGUGUCCCAGCCCCAGUGUGGCUGGGUAACCCCUGGAACUCUGCAUGCGGCUCCAGGAAGUCAGCGAGCACCGAGAGGUUUGCUUAGAUGAACCCAGCCUUGCUGUGCAGACUGUCUGUCCAGGGCCACGAGUCACGGGGGUCAGCCGCCACCCACCCCCUUCACUACUCCUGUCCUGACAGAGCCGAGUCUCUAGCAGUUGCCCUCCACUGCCCCUCACAUGAUACACCCCGAGGAGGUGACUGCCCGGUGAGGGCCUGUCACCAGCUCUGCUGGUCAUUGCAGCCACCUCCUAGCCUAGCUUCCUCUAGAAUGCUGUUUCCUGCCUACAACUGGUCCCUCCCAGGCCCCGCAGUGCCAGCAUGGCCACCCUCUGGGUAGCCCUGCCAGUGGGAAGACAGCUGUGUGUCAAAGUGCCACAUGCACACACUCCCGCCCACUGUAUUGGGACCAACAAGCCAGCCUCAGUGCAGUGGUGGUGAGGAAGCGGGUGGGCAUCUUGCCUGCCCCAGCUUCCCAGGAGAAAAUGUCUCCAAAGUGGGGAGGUUCCACACUCAAGUUCAGGGUUAUCCACCUGUCUCCAUGAGACGAAGGGAGGGGUGUUGUAAACAAGUGUUCAGUAACACUUGUUUACAACAAGUGUUAUAAAGUACUAUAAAGUGUUAUAAAGUACUGGAGUUUGUUAAGGAUUCAGUGAUUUGCCCUCCAAUAAAUUAGAGAGAUCCAGGCUCUCACCCUCAAACACUUGAGUUCAGAUGCGUUUUCUUCCAGGUGGGUCACAGGCAGUAUCCAGGAGUAAUGGAUAAUCCAGGGUGUGUCCAUGGCAGUGGCCACGCAGUACACCGUCUGUCUGGUAUCUGGGCAGGAAAAGAUAAUGAACUGCUGGUCUAAAUUAGGGCUGGCCGUGCUUUCUCAGCUCCCCUCUCAUCUAAAUUUGUCUUCCCAAGGCUGGGGUACAGCGAAACCAUUUUCUCCUCUGCAGGGAGGAUGGCGGGUCUUCCAGAGAAACAGUGUCGGGGGUAGGAUAUUUGCAGACUGGAUUCCCCAGGCAGGAGGGCGCAGAGUGUCCCUGAAGUGUGCCCGAAGCAGAGCUCGCCAGCCUCAAUCUCCUGCUUCCCCCUGUGGGGAACCCCCCGCCCUCACCCCGGGAAAGCACCUGUGGCGCUGAGGUGGGUUUUCUGUUUUGUUUCUGGAAGCAUCAGACUCUGAAGGGAGUUGAUGUCAAUUUUGUUUUGAAAGCAGCUUUCUGGACUUAAAGCCAGAGCUCAGCAUCUCCUUUGCCAUGGAAAGGAGGGAGAAACGGCAGUUCUGGUUUCACUGUUUGCUUGUGGUUUUGUUUGUUGGUUUUUGUUUUAAAUAAAAGAAAGACCAAAACUUUCUAUGGCCUGGUGAAUUAGCUGAGACCUUUGAACCUGCGUUAUGCAUGGUAUUUUACCUAGGUGAGGUCUGAGGAAAGGAUCUGGCCAACUGGAUUGAGGAACACACUUGAAAUUGGAAUGAGAAUCCCUGACCUUUUUUGGGUCCCUGGACACCCAGUCAUCUUCCUACGGUUGGAUUCCCAUCCAGUCUGAAGGCCAGGCUCUGAUGCUGAGGUUCUGUCUGUCCCCGACAUGGGGCCAAACCUACUGGGGGCUGGAG